UCUGUUCCUAAAGUUCACACAAAUCAACACGCCCAGAAAUAUCAGCGCUGUAGAAAGGUUUAGAUUAAUGUGACCGCAGUGACAUCGAGCAGAUUUACACUGGACCCGCACAGCAGGAGCAGCAGUCAUCUGAGAGACUGAAUUGAGCGCUUACAAUGGCGGACAGCGGGAAGACUAAUGAGAGUGGAGCUACAGUGGCAGAGCACACUAAUGGAGAUCAGCAGAAUGUAGUUGCUCGAGUGGGGAAUCUGCCUCUGGUGAGUUCAGCCUGUGGGGCAGUAUCCAGCGCCUACACCACCACCAAAGACAGUGUGCCUUUGCCUUUGAAAGGAGUGAUGGAUGCAGCCGAGAGUGGGGUGCGGACACUUGGAGCAGCUGCCACUACUGGCUCUAAGCCUCUGCUGGACUAUAUUGAGCCAAAGCUUGCAACAGUAAAUGAAUAUGCCAUGAAAGGACUUGAUAAAGUGGAAGAAAAGCUGCCCAUUCUUCACAAACCAGCAGACAAGGUGGUCUCAGACACAGUGGGCAUGGUGUACCAGUCUGUAGCAGGGGCCAAAGAUGCUGUGGUGGGCACACUGUGGAGCGGUGUGGAGUUGACCCGGGCUGCGGUCAGUGGUGGUAUCAGCACUGUCAUGGGCACCGGUCUGGGACAGAUGGUCAGCAGUGGGAUGGGCAUGGCCCUCAGCCGAUCAGAACAUUGGGUCGACCAGAACUUGCCUCUUUCUGAGAGGGAACUGGCUGCUUUGGCAGAACCUGCUACUAGUGGUGAGAUCUCCACUACAAGUACCAGUCCGUCUGGCAGUCCCAGUUACUUUGUGCGGUUGGGGAAGCUCUCUGCCAAGGUGCAGGAGCGUGCCCGGGAGCAAUCCCUGGUCCGAGCGCGUCAGGCGAGAGAAGCCACCUACGCGGCAGUGACCCAGAUAGCCAGCACUCUGGACCUGCUGGAGAGCACUCGCAGAGGCCCUGGUGCUACCCCUGAUCAGCCCGACGGAGCAUCUGAGCAGCUGCAGCAGCGCUGGACAGAGUGGCAACAGGUCCAGGCUCAAACUGAACAUGCAGAGCCCGAGGAGGUCAAAGAUGAAAAAGAGAAGCUGGAGUGGCAGGCCCUGUCUAUGGUGCGUGGUUUGAGUAACCAGCUGCAGUCUGCUUGCUCCAGUGUAGUGUCCAGUGCUCAGGGCCUGCCCGGUGCAGUGCAGGAGCAGCUCAGCAGUGCCAUACAAUCUGCUGAAGAGCUCCGCUCAUCUUUACGGAACACCAGCUCUCUGACACCUGUGCUUCUAGAGCGCAGCCGGCAACAUCUAUCCAAGGUUCAGCAGUCAUUGGAUAGUGUGAUGGAGUAUCUCACACACAACACCCCUCUGAACUGGCUGGUUGGACCCUUUGCACCUCAGCUGACGGAGAAAGCUGAGUUAGACGUGCCAAUGACACCGGAUGGAUCAAAACAUUAAUUUAGCAAAAUUAUAACAAAUAUAUAUUUUGUAUUCAGUAUGUGGCUUUGAUAUUUUCAUACAAAUCCAUGCUUUAUUUUUUCACUAUCAUGAUCCAUAAAUGUCAUAGUAAAGUAAUUCCUCUCUUGAGUUAAGAGUUCAUUUCAGUAUUAACGAUUAAUUUCCUGGUAACACAGUGCAUGUAAAGAAAGAUGGGGCAUAUAUAAUGCAAAUAAAUAUCAUCUAACCAGUAU
Messenger RNA from Periophthalmus magnuspinnatus, 1681 nucleotides. It is a transcript of the gene plin3, whose product is annotated as perilipin 3. Lineage: Eukaryota; Metazoa; Chordata; Actinopteri; Gobiiformes; Gobiidae. Bases 156 to 1448 code for a protein of 430 amino acids. The record is from RefSeq and is a predicted model, not a curated record. Gene Ontology annotation, cellular component: lipid droplet; cytosol. Gene Ontology annotation, biological process: positive regulation of triglyceride storage; lipid storage. The transcript is spliced from 8 exons.